CUGUGCGCUCGCGUUACCCGGUCGUCUUUUCUCAACCCACUCCCCCCUUCUCUCUUGCCCUAGGUUUCUCAAAUCUCCCGGUCCCUUCUCGUUUCACUCUCGUAGUCUUCUUCUUCAUCACCUCCAGUGGCGCACGGCUUCGAUUGCGCUGCCUCUGGGCUCCAAGAGGACGUUCUCACCCGCGGCGGCGCCUCUGCGGACAAGAAGCUCCCGCUGCAGCACGAGGCGCCGAGCCGCUGCUGUGGCGGCGUCGCAUAGCUUUGCCUGUAGCUCUGGCUCCUCCGGUGCCUUCGUCAGCAUGAGCACGUGAUCCUGAAAAGUGGCUGGAGUUAAAGUUACAAAAAACUGCGAGCGUCAAUCAGCACACUCAGUAAUUUAGGGGUUGUAUUGGGGAGGAAUCGGAGGAGAAAGUACGCUAUUCUCCUGUUUAUCUUGAUGGAAAGAUGAGACGCUUCCCUGUGCAGAGGCGCUUUGCUCCAAUGUCGUCUGUGUGUGUGUUAGGGCUAGGCUUGGGUUUGCCCUCCCAAUGCAAAAGGUCUACUUUGGUUUUCCUUCCUCCUCGUCCUUGCAUCAUGUUACAUGAGCCCUUUUUUCUGUCUUGCUCUUCUUCUUCCUUCUCAUCUACCCGCCUUUCUAAUCCUUCUCAUCAUCUCCAUCAUUUGUUUCUCAUUCCCACUCUUGCCUUAAUAGUACGAGAUCACCCAACCUUGUUGUCAUCUCCCAAGGAAGAUCACUACCCUGUAACGUUGCCCAUCCGCACACACCCUAUUUCUCCUCAUCUUCCCUAUGGAGGCAGCGGGGGUGGCAACAAAAAUAAUUGGUGGUGGUUGUGGUGGCGGCAAGGUGACCCUUCGGAUCCUGAUGAUUGUUGGCGGAGUUGUUCUCUUCCUAUGCUUCUUGGCCUUGUCCUUCUCUACCAUGGUGAUGGAGUGCAAGGUCACAGCCCUCGGAGGCCUCAUGCAUCCCUUCUUUUCCUUUUCCUAGUUUGCCUUCUUUCCCUCUUCCUUGCUCCUCUCGCCCUUGCUAGAACUAGUAUUGAUGAUUCUAAAGAUUUGUUAGUUUGGGAGGUGAAGGGGGGCAAGCGGACGAGGCUAGCUCCUGAUGCAUGCGGAGACUCCUUUGCGGCAGCGGUGGCUAAUAAUGACGAUGAGUUUCCAUUCUAUCGUGGGGUGGAGUCUUGCUGGCAAAGUAGCAGGGAUCUUGUUGUUCGCUUGAUGCUGCCCGAAGGGUACCCUGACAGCGUCAGCUGUGAUUACCUUGAAUACUCCCUCUGGAGAGGAGUCCAGGGCAUUGCCAGCCAAAUCAACAGCAUCUUAUCCACUCAGGCUUUACUCUACGCAGUUGGCUUAGGAAAAGGUGCAAUACCAACAGCAGCUGCGGUUAACUGGGUUCUUAAAGAUGGAAUCGGGUAUCUCAGCAAAAUAUUGUUGUCAAAAUUUGGCCGUCAAUUUGAUGUUAAUCCCAAGGGAUGGAGGCUCUUUGCAGAUCUUCUAGAAAAUACAGCCUAUGGAUUGGAGAUUUUGACUCCAGUUUUUCCUCAUCUUUUUGUUUUGAUUGGUGCGGCUGCGGGAGCUGGUCGUUCAGCUUCUUCAUUAAUACAAGCUGCCACCAGAAGCUGUUUCUAUGCAGGUUUUGCCACGCAAAGGAACUUUGCUGAGGUCAUUGCGAAAGGGGAAGCUCAAGGAAUGGUCAGCAAGUUCCUCGGAAUCAUGAUAGGAAUAACAUUGGCUAACUAUGUUGGCUCAUCAACUUCUUUGGCUCUUUCUUCGUAUUUUAUGAUAACAGGAAUUCACAUGUACUGCAAUCUCAAGUCCUACCAGUCAAUUCAACUGAAGACUCUUAAUCCUUAUCGUGCCAGUUUGUUGUUCAGCGAAUACUUGUUGAGCGGACAGAUACCUUCCAUCAAAGAAGUUAAUGAUGAGGAACCGCUUUGCCCUGGCUUGCCAUUUUUUAAUGCACACAAAGGACAGUCUGAGACGCUCUCUCUGGAAGCAAAAGAUGCUGCAUCUGGUGUUUAUCGCAGGUUGCAACUGGGGUCUAAGCUCAGCCAAGUCGUCAACAACAAGGAAGACACGUUUGCACUUUUUGAGCUAUUCAGGAAUGAAGGUUACCUGCUUGCAGAAAAACAAGGAAGAUUUCAUGUUGUCCUUAAAGAAGGCUCGUCGCCGGAAGACAUGCUCAAGUCUUUAUUCCAUGCCAACUAUAUGUAUUGGUUGGAGAAAAAUGUGGGGAUUGAACCCAGAAGUGUUGCUGAGGAGUGCAGCCCAGGUGGGAGGCUAUAUAUAUCCUUGGAUUACGUGCGAAGGGAGUUCAGCCAUUUCAAACAUGACGGGAAACAAAGCGGCUGGUUUACGGAUGGGCUUAUAGCUAGGUCGUUGCCGAACAGGAUACGCCCAGGCUAUGCUGUUUCAGCUUAGAUGUGAUGGAGGCGUUGUGCCUUUUCGUCGCAUAACCAUGAGUAAGAAUAAGGUCAAUUUGCUUCCCUAUUUCUAUGUCACGUGAUGGCACCAAGGCUUGUCAUGCAAAUAACUGCUCUGAGAAUUUGGUGGAGGCUGUUGAAGAGUAAGAGGUGUAAGCCAGGGGUAUCGAGAGCUCUGGGCUUACCAGUCUGUGAACGUUGGGCUGUUUAUGUAGAAAUUUGGGCUGAAAUUAUGUUCAACAUGUGUUUGUUUGAUGUCGAUCAUCAACUCUAUGCAGAAGUCAAGAGUUUUGUCGAUCGUAAGUGACAGAACCUGAGGUGAGAGCUGAACUUUGUUGCAACAUUUUGAAAGUUCAGUUCCCUCGUAUCACACAUUCAAGUUACAGGGUGAAAAUGAAGCUGGUUCAGCAGUCCGAGGGUCGACACUGUAUUUUGCUCUUGUAUUUGGUUCAAAUCUUUUGCAUUCUUGAGAGAAUUAUCUCAUCAGCUAUUCAUCCAAAAUUUGGUA
This is a messenger RNA of Ananas comosus (pineapple), 2927 nucleotides long. Its product is annotated as protein root UVB sensitive 1, chloroplastic. Gene Ontology annotation, cellular component: chloroplast envelope. Gene Ontology annotation, biological process: developmental process; response to UV-B. NCBI's taxonomy places the organism in Eukaryota, Viridiplantae, Streptophyta, Magnoliopsida, Poales, Bromeliaceae. The record is from RefSeq and is a predicted model, not a curated record. The transcript has 10 exons. The coding region runs from base 444 to 2417 and encodes 657 amino acids.